CUGACGCUCCGCCUUUGCAUCCCCCACUGAGCCCUUAGUAGCUGGCGUUGGCCCUCAGUGGGGAAGCAGGCUUUUUCCCUUCGGAGGCCAGGGGUCCCGCAGCCUCUAUCCUACCUGGCCUGGCCUGGCGCUGCCCAGCGCGUCCGUGCCUCCGUCAUGGAUCUGAAUUUAAACCGAGCGGAUUAUUUACAGGUGGGAGUGACCUCUCAGAAGACUAUGAAGCUACUUCCUGCUUCAAGAUAUAGAGCCACACAAAAGGUGGUUGUUGGAGAUCAUGAUGGAGUAGUUAUGUGCUUUGGCAUGAAGAAGGGAGAAGCAGUGACAGUCUUCAAGACUUUACCUGGGCAGAAGAUUGCCAGAUUGGAACUAGGAGGGGUUCUUAACACGCCCCAGGAGAAAAUUUUUAUUGCUGCAGGAUCUGAAAUUAGAGGCUUCACAAAGAGAGGAAAACAGUUUCUCUCUUUUGAAACAAACCUCACUGAAAGCAUUAAAGCUAUGCACAUAUCUGGCUCAGACCUUUUUCUCAGUGCAAGUUAUAUCUAUAACCAUUAUUGUGACUGCAAAGACCAACAUUAUUACCUUUCUGGAGACAAAAUCAACGACGUCAUCUGCCUUCCAGUGGAAAGAGUACUUCGUGAUGUACCGGUGUUGGCCUGCCAGGACAGAGUACUCAGAGUUUUACAGGGAUCUGAUGUGAUGUAUGAAAUUGAAGUUCCUGGCCCACCUACUGUUUUAGCCCUACACAAUGGAAAUGGCGGUGACUCUGGAGAAGACCUUUUGUUUGGAACGUCAGAUGGAAAACUUGGGCUUAUUCAGAUCACUACAUCCAAACCAAUACACAAGUGGGAAAUUCGAAAUGAGAAAAAGAGGGGAGGUAUUUUGUGUAUUGACAGCUUUGACAUUGUGGGUGAUGGGGUUAAAGAUUUACUUGUUGGAAGAGAUGAUGGAAUGGUGGAAGUGUAUAGUUUUGAUAAUGCAAAUGAGCCUGUUCUACGAUUUGAUCAGACGUUGUCUGAGAGUGUCACAUCUAUCCAGGGUGGUUGUGUAGGGAAAGAUGGCUAUGAUGAAAUCGUGGUAUCCACAUAUUCAGGCUGGGUUACAGGUCUGACAACAGAGCCUAUUCAUAAGGAAAGUGGACCAGGAGAAGAACUAAAAAUUAAUCAGGAGAUGCAGAAUAAAAUUUCUUCGUUACGGAGUGAGUUGGAACAUCUGCAAUAUAAGGUACUACAGGAAAGAGAGAAAUAUCAACAGUCUUCUCAAUCAAGCAAAGCAAAAUCAGCAGUACCUUCAUUUAGUGUAAAUGACAAGUUUACAUUAAAUAAAGAUGAUGCCAGCUACAGCCUUAUCUUAGAGGUUCAGACGGCGAUAGAUAAUGUCUUAAUACAAAGUGAUGUUCCAAUAGAUUUACUAGAUGUGGAUAAAAAUUCUGCUGUUGUCAGCUUUAGCAGCUGUGAUUCUGAGUCAAAUGACAACUUUCUUCUCGCCACUUAUCGGUGCCAGGCAAAUACCACGAGGCUGGAACUCAAGAUUCGCUCAAUUGAAGGCCAGUAUGGCACACUUCAAGCAUAUGUGACUCCAAGAAUUCAACCCAAAACAUGUCAGGUCCGCCAGUACCUUAUCAAACCCCUUUCACUCCAUCAAAGAACUCACUUUAUUGAUCAUGACAGACCCAUGAAUACACUGACUUUGACAGGCCAGUUCAGUUUUGCUGAACUUCACUCCUGGGUGGUUUUUUGCCUGCCUGAAGUUCCUGAAAAACCUCCAGCAGGAGAAUGUGUGACAUUUUACUUUCAGAACACCUUCCUGGAUACACAACUUGAAAGUACCUACAGAAAAGGUGAAGGAGUUUUUAAAUCUGACAACAUUUCUACUAUAUCCAUCCUAAAAGAUGUGCUCUCUAAAGAAGCUACAAAAAGGAAAAUUAACCUCAACAUAUUAUAUGAGAUAAAUGAAGUAUCAGUCAAACACACAUUAAAGCUAAUCCACCCAAAGCUGGAGUACCAGUUGCUUUUGGCUAAGAAAGUGCAAUUAAUUGAUGCUUUAAAAGAAUUGCAGGUUCAUGAGGGAAACACAAACUUUCUGAUACCAGAAUAUCGCUGUAUCCUAGAAGAGGCAGAUCACCUACAGGAAGAAUACAAAAAGCAACCUGCACAUCUUGAAAGACUCUAUGGCAUGAUCACCGAUCUUUUCAUAGAUAAGUUCAAAUUCAAAGGCACCAAUGUAAAAACCAAAGUGCCUCUUUUACUGGAGAUUCUGGACAGUUAUGACCAAAAUGCAUUGAUUGCUUUCUUUGAUGCUGCAUGAAAUAUAAAUAAGAUAGGAAAAUUGAGAAUUGGAGACACUGAAUAACUUGAACAAGACCACCAGGCCAGUAUGUGGCCGGAUCAGAUUUUAGACCUUGAGAAACUAGUCAGUCAAGCUAACUGGAGGUCCUAGGGCAGAAGGCCGGGG
Globicephala melas (long-finned pilot whale) is the source of this 2451-nucleotide messenger RNA. It is a transcript of the gene BBS7, whose product is annotated as Bardet-Biedl syndrome 7. Gene Ontology annotation, biological process: intracellular protein localization; non-motile cilium assembly; intracellular transport. Gene Ontology annotation, molecular function: protein binding. The record is from RefSeq and is a predicted model, not a curated record. Lineage: Eukaryota; Metazoa; Chordata; Mammalia; Artiodactyla; Delphinidae. Gene Ontology annotation, cellular component: BBSome; ciliary basal body; axoneme.